Molecule: messenger RNA, 1107 nt
Organism: Sinocyclocheilus anshuiensis
Lineage: Eukaryota; Metazoa; Chordata; Actinopteri; Cypriniformes; Cyprinidae
Product: G2/M phase-specific E3 ubiquitin-protein ligase-like
Exons: 5
Coding region: 262-1107 (281 amino acids)
Molecular function (GO): ubiquitin-protein transferase activity
Source: RefSeq, a predicted model, not a curated record
GCCUCCUCUCGAGUUCCAGCUCUAGCCGUGGCCUCCUCUCGAGUUCCAGCUCUAGCCGUGGCCUCCUCUCCAGCUCCAGCUCUAGCCGUGGCCUCCUCUCGAGUUCCAGCUCUAGCCGUGGCCUCCUCUCCAGCUCCAGCUCUAGCCGUGGUCUCCUCUCCAGAAGUUCCAGUGGCAUUUUCUUUACUCAGUCCAGACACAGAUAUUUAUAUCUCGGAUGAAGAUGAGUAUGAUGUUGACCUCAAAUCAUUGUUAAAUACUAUGUCAAACAAAGUGGAUUUUACGGCUGCACCCAUUUCCAACCAAAUCAAUGCAACACGAUGCAACAUCAUAGACAGAGGUAUCAGAGCCUUCCGACGCCAACGUUUUAACCCUGAGGCAAAACUAGACGUUGUGUUCAGAGAUGCUGAUGGGAUUGGUGAGGGAGCAGCUGAUGAGGGUGGACCUACAAGAGAAUUUUUAACUUUGCUGAUGAGGGAAAUCCACUCAUGCGAAAUAUUUGAUGGAGAGGACUGGAAAAAAACACUUGCCUGCAAUUCCAAAGCACUGUACAAUGGAAUGUACAAACUAGUUGGACGGAUGAUAGCUGUGUGCCUGGUACAUGGUGGUGUGGAGCAACAUUUUUUUUCAGAAAGACUGUUCUGUCAGGUGUGCAAACUUCAGCCCCCAGUACCAGACCUUCAAGAGAUUGUGGACUACGACUUCAGAGCAAAGAUGACCAAGAUCCAGUCGGCACAGAAUGUAAAUGACGCACAGUGUGCUAUCAUGGAGGCGUCUGACCAAUUAAGUAUGCUGGGGUCUCUAUGGCACAUCCAGACGUUAGAGGACAGAGACAACUUGGUGGAAUCGGCUACCAAGUUUUUCACUGAGAACAGGUUGAGGGAUUCCUUGGAACAAUUUAAAGAGGGCCUGGAGUGUCUUGGGCUUUUGCCUUUGAUACAAAAGCAUCCUGAGCUCUUUAAAGAGGUAUUUAUGUACGAGGAGAAGCCACUUUUGGCCGAAGACAUAUCUGCUUUGUUUAAAGCAGGAUUAUCUCAUCUGCUGCCUGAGUAUGUAGAAGCCUCCCCUUUGCCCAUUCCAGGCUCCUCAGCAUGGUUUGAAGUCUAA